This is a messenger RNA of Zalophus californianus (California sea lion), 2547 nucleotides long. RefSeq names its product stimulator of interferon response cGAMP interactor 1 (gene STING1). Gene Ontology annotation, cellular component: endoplasmic reticulum membrane; autophagosome. NCBI's taxonomy places the organism in Eukaryota, Metazoa, Chordata, Mammalia, Carnivora, Otariidae. The transcript is spliced from 8 exons. The record is from RefSeq and is a predicted model, not a curated record. Gene Ontology annotation, molecular function: 2',3'-cyclic GMP-AMP binding; cyclic-di-GMP binding. The coding region runs from base 237 to 1472 and encodes 411 amino acids. Gene Ontology annotation, biological process: positive regulation of macroautophagy; reticulophagy; innate immune response.
UCUGCUACUACAAAGCCUUUUACCCAAAAGGCUGCUGUUACAGGAAAUAACUUUCAUUCUCCUUCCUCCUUCCUGAUACCACAGUCUUCAGAAAAAGAGGAUCUGCGUCUCGAAAUCAGAAUAAAAAUCAGGCAGGCCUUAGCCAGAGAGGCUGGCCUCGGUCCCUGGGAGCCAUUGCACUAGACCUUCUCUCCCUGUCAUCUUCCAGAAACAACCUGCAGUCUCAGAGGUAGAAGAUGCCCCACUCUAGCCUGCACCCAUCCAUCCCGCGGCCCAGGGGGACCAGGACCCAGAAGGCAGCCUUUGUCCUGUUCGCCGUCUGCCUGGCAGCCCUUUGGGGGCUGGGGGAGCCACCAGAACACAUUCUCCAAUGGCUGGUGCUCCACCUGGCCUCCCUGCAGCUGGGACUGCUCUUCAAGGGGGUCUGCCAUCUGACUGAGGAGCUGUGCCACCUCCAUUCCAGGUACCAGGGCAGCUCCUGGAGGGCUAUGCGCGCUUGCCUGGGCUGCCCCAUUCGCUGUGGGGCCCUGCUGCUGCUGUCCUGCUAUUUCUAUGGCUCCCUCCCAAACCCAGCUGGCCGGCCCUUCCCUUGGACGCUUGCGCUCUUGGGCCUCUCGCAGGCACUGAACAUCCUCCUGGAGCUCCAGAGAAGGGAGCAAGCUGGAACUGGUUGGGAAAACUUCUUGAGGAGGAGGGCCCUGAUUAUCCUUCAUGGAGGCUCCCCAGGCCCACCCUGCUGUCUACAGGCCCUAGCCCCAGCUGAGGUCUCUGCAGUCUGUGAAAAAAGGAACUUCAACGUGGCCCAUGGGCUGGCAUGGUCAUAUUACAUUGGGUACCUGCGGCUGAUCCUGCCAGGGCUCCCAACCCGGAUACGCAUGUACAAUCAGCUGCAGACCAACAUGCUACGGGGCAUACGGAGCCAUCGGCUGCACAUUCUCUUCCCUUUGGACUGUGGGGUGCCUGAUGACCUGAGUGUGGCCGACUCCAACAUUCGCUUCCUCUAUCAGCUGCCCCAGCAAAGUGCCGACCGUGCUGGCAUCAAGGGCCGGGUUUACACCAACAGCGUCUAUGAGCUUCUGGAAAACGGGAAACCGGUGGGCAUCUGUGUCCUGGAGUACGCCACCCCCUUGCAGACGCUUUUUGCCAUGUCCCAGGAUGGCCGAGCUGGCUUUAGCCAGCAGGAUCGGCUGGAGCAGGCCAAACUCUUCUGCCGGAUACUGGAAGACAUCCUGGCAGAUGCCCCUGAGUCGCAGAACAACUGCCGCCUCAUUGUCUACUCGGAACCUGCAGAGGGAAGCAGCUUCUCCCUGUCCCAAGAGAUUCUCCAGCACUUGCGGCAGGAGGAAAGAGAGGUCACUAUGGGCAGCCUGGACACCUCGAUUGUACCCAGUUCCUCCACGCUGUCCCAGGAGCCCAAGCUCCUCAUCAGUGGCUUGGAACAGCCUCUCCCACUCCGCACGGAUAUCUCCUGAGGCUCAGGAUUUGCUGGCCUGAACCCCCAGUGCUCCCCAAGACUCUGGAUCCACAAGACUGUUGAUUAAAGGGCUUUCUUCAGCAGCUGGAUGCCCAGCAGAACCACUUCCUCCCACAGGGAGUCUCUCAGAGAAGGUCCUUGAACUUAACAUCUCAAGAUGACCUUAGGCAAGUUGUUUUGCCUCUCUGAACCUCAGUGUCAUCAUCUAUGAAAUGGGAUUACAAUUACUGUCUUCCCUACCUCACAGGGUUUUUGUGAGGAUUAUGACUGUAUGGAACAUCUUUGUAAACUCUAAAUGCCAGGUAAACUUAAGGGAUGUGUUGGGUGUGUCUUCCAUUGGACCCUCCAGGCUGACUCUCUACCCCUCUCUGCCUCCUCUGCCCUGGGAUGGCAUCAACAGGCUCCCUUGCUCUCUGAAUUCUGGUCAUGUUCAGUCCACGGGAAGCCCCAGUAGAAGAAUAGAGGGAAGGAGGGGGGUGAGGUUGGGGUAGUUAUUCCCCCAGAUCCUUCCCUGCAGUACCAACGUCACUGUGGGCUCUCUGCACCUCCGACCUAAAGUCAUGGUUCUGCCGUGUUCUCCGUUAUCUCUCCCCAGGUUCCAUUACCCAUCCCUUCCCCAUGCUGCUGAGACCUAGCGAUGGUCCUGGUUUCCUGCUAAUGUCCCCUCUGGAGCACUCACUCUCACUUGUGGUUUCCUUAUACCUGCCCUUUCUAAACAGCUCCUCCUUUUCUUUUUAAUUUUUUUUUCAGAGAGUACAUGCAUGGGUGUAUGUGGGGGAGGCUGACCCUGAGAUCAUGACCUGAGCUGAAAUCAAGAAUCAGAUGCUCAACCAACUGAGCCACCCAGGCGCCCCAAAACAGCCCCCUUUUUCAACACUGCUCAGAUGACCUAGUUGAGUGUGCCAUCUUUCUCUGGCUGGACUCUGACUGACACAAGUGAUUGGCAUUUAUUAUCUGAAAUGUCCAGGGCGCCUGGGUGGCUCAGUUGGUUAAGCGACUGCCUUCGGCUCAGGUCAUGAUCCUGGAGUCCCGGGAUCGAGUCCCGCAUCGGGCUCCCUGCUCGGCAGGGAGUC